CCCAGCAGACAUGACCUCGCGCAGGUGGUUUCAUCCCAACACCGGCGGGGCUGAGGCGGAGCGGCUGCUCCUGUCCAAGGGCCGGCACGGGAGCUUCCUGGCAAGACCCAGCAAGAGCCGCCCGGGGGGCUUCACGCUGUCCGUCAGGCGCCACGACGAGGUGACCCACGUCAAGAUCCAGAACACAGGCGACUACUAUGACCUGUACGGAGGGGAGAAGUUCGCGACGCUGGCCGAGCUGGUGCAGCACUACACAGGCCAGCGCGGGGCGCUGCUCCGAGAGCGUGGCGGGGCCCCCGUGGAGCUCUGGCACCCGCUGAGCUGCCAGGACCCCACGUCGGAACGGUGGUACCACGGGCACCUGUCUGGCAAGGAGGCCGAGAAGCUGCUGAUGCAGAAGGGGCGUCCGGGCAGCUUCCUGGUUCGGGAGAGUCAGAGCAAACCUGGGGACUUCGUGCUGUCAGUGCUCACACAGCAGCUGGACAGGGCGGACCGCCAGGCACGCGUCACCCAUGUCAUGAUACACUUCCAGCCAGAUGGGAAGUACGAUGUGGGAGGCGGCGAGAGGUUUGACACCCUGGGAGAUCUGGUGGAAUGCUACAGGAAGAACCCUCUGGUGGAGAGGUCGGGGACCGUAGUGCACCUCCAGCAGCCCCUCAAGACCACGAGAAUCAGCGCCACAAGCAUUGAGAGCCGUGUGCGGGAGCUCAACGAGGCCAUGGAUGCCAGCGAGAAGGCCAAGCAGGGCUUCUGGGAGGAGUUCGAGAUGCUGCAGCAGCAGGAAUGCCGGCUCCUGUAUCCCCGGAAAGAGGGCCAGCGGCUGGAGAACAAGCCCAAGAACCGAUACAAGAACAUCCUCCCCUUUGAUACCACCCGUGUCAUCCUGCGUGAUGUGGAGGACAGCGCGCCUGGAGCCGACUACAUCAACGCCAACUACAUCAGGAGUGACCCAGAGGAGAAGCCAGGCCACGGACCAGGCAAGGUGUACAUCGCCACCCAGGGCUGUCUGCCAACUACAGCAGCUGCCUUCUGGGCCAUGGUGCACCAGGAGAACACGCGUGUCAUCGUCAUGACCACCAGAGAGGUGGAGCGAGGCCGGAACAAGUGUUUCCGAUACUGGCCAGAGCUGCACGGCAGCCAAGCGUAUGGCCGCCUGCGUGUGUGCAACGUUGCUGAGCACCAGGCCCAGGGCUAUUGUGUGAGGGAGCUGCAGGUGUGGCGGGCAGACCAGGAGGAGUCACCGCGCACAGUGGCGCACUGCCAGUACUUCGGCUGGCCGGACCACGGAGUCCCGGCCGAGCCCACCGGCGUCCUUGGCUUCCUGGACGAGGUGAACCGGGCCCAGAGCGGCAUGCCGGGGGCCGGACCCAUGGUAGUGCACUGCAGCGCCGGCAUCGGACGCACCGGCACAAUCAUUGUGAUUGACAUCCUGGUGGACGUCAUUCGCAGGCAGGGGCUGGACUGCGACAUCGACGUCCCCAAGACGAUCCAGCAUGUGCGGCGGCAGCGCUCGGGGAUGGUGCAGACCGAGGCGCAGUACAAGUUCGUGUACCUGGCGCUGCAGCGGUACAUCCGGGGCGAGCAGCUACGCCUGCGCGAGCAGGUGGGGGCAGGGCCGGGCCGGGGCGGAACCUGCGGGGGCAUCACCAUGGUGACCAGCGGCCCCUCCCCUCAGCGCGAGUCGCCCGAGGAGCGCGACUCCCUGAAGGCGGGCGCCUCGCCCGCCGACCCCGGCUGUAGCCCCGGAACCGCGCCGUCCCGGGCGCCGGCGGCUUCUGCGUCUUUGUUGGGGCCUGGAGAAAGAGAGCAUGUGGGUCCCCACGACUGCGCCCAGCUUCCCCAGGGUGUCCCUGAGCCAGAGGCCCAGCUGGUGUGCUGGCAUCCGAGCCUGCAGCUGGCGGCUGGUGUGCAGCGCGGGGGCCCCGGCAAUGGGCACGGCUGUGGGCCGCCGGCAGAACGGGCAGGGCACGACCUCGCUACCCGGCUGGCCUGCGGGCCGGGCGGCUGCCAUCCGCGCAAGGCACUCCAGGCAGAAGACGUGGGUGCAGGAGAGCUCCUUGGGUGUCCUGAAGAUGUUGUCGUAGCCCGAGAAGCAGAUGGAGCAUUCCAGCGGGGAGGCCGUCUUCUCUGAUCCAGGGCUGCCGGGGGACCUGGGGCUGCCGGCCGAGCCGCGGGACCUGGGCACUGUGGCGGUGGGGCUGCUCCUGCCGGCAGGCGGCAGGGCCGUGUGCCACACCUGCGGGCCUGAUGACAUGGUUCUGGGCUGUGGGACAAACAGAGACCCCUGUGAGUGACCUCGAUUGCCCCUUUCCUGCAAGGUCUGUCUGUCGCUGUCUCCCCAUCCCUCUCUUGCAUCACCCAGAGAUUCCGGGAAGGACACUGCCCAUCUGCAGGCACCCCCACCAAGUCCCACCUGUCCCUGGCUCAAGGUCUUUCUGCUCAAGUUGUAACCCUGCGCUCCCCAGCCCCUCACCUGCUGAGUCAGGGCUCAGCAUCCUGGGGUGUCCCAGUCUGCCUGGGCCAUGUGGACCACUGCUCUGUAGACCCCUCCCACCAGCCCUGGCCUACCUGGACGUGCCACUGGGCAGAAAUAAAGGUGAUGAUGACGA
Globicephala melas (long-finned pilot whale) is the source of this 2609-nucleotide messenger RNA. Lineage: Eukaryota; Metazoa; Chordata; Mammalia; Artiodactyla; Delphinidae. The record is from RefSeq and is a predicted model, not a curated record.